This is a messenger RNA of Penicillium griseofulvum, 747 nucleotides long. RefSeq names its product ubiquinone-binding COQ10-like protein. Gene Ontology annotation, biological process: cellular respiration; ubiquinone biosynthetic process. Gene Ontology annotation, cellular component: mitochondrion. The transcript has a single exon. Gene Ontology annotation, molecular function: ubiquinone binding. Lineage: Eukaryota; Fungi; Ascomycota; Eurotiomycetes; Eurotiales; Aspergillaceae. Bases 1 to 747 code for a protein of 248 amino acids. The record is from RefSeq and is a predicted model, not a curated record.
AUGCGCCCCUUCCGCACCUUGCGACUCCCAAGUCGCCCAACUCUCCCCUCCCAGCGCCAUGUGUGCCCACCCUCUUCCCAACUCAAGACAACAAGGACAAUAAACACAACACGACCAAGUCUGCGCCAACCACUCCCAAUCAACAAUACAAAAACCACUACACGAUCAUUCGGCCUGCCCAACCUAUCCUCCUUCCUACCAAACAACUCCUCCCCGCACCGCGUCCUGACCGCCACACGCAACCUCCCGUACAACCCAGCCCUACUAUACAAAGUGAUCUCCUCCGUUGAAUCCUACAGCCAAUUCCUCCCCUUCCUCACUGCUUCGACGGUGACAGCGCGCGAUCCAGAAACAGGAUACCCAACACAAGCGUUCCUGACUGUUGGCUACGGCCCGCUCAGCGAGACGUUCACGUCGCGCGUGAUCUGCGACGUGGAGAAGUUGACUGUGGAGGCUAAUAGCGGGGCUAAAUAUGGAGAGAAGGAUGGACAGGGUAAGAGCUCUGGGCUGAGCGGGCUCUUCCCUGGUGCGAAUGAGGGGCUGUUCGAGUAUCUUACUACAAGGUGGGAGUUGGUGCCACUUUCGGGGACGCAGGGACCGUUGACGAAGGUCAAUUUGGAGGUGCGGUUUGAAUUCCGUUCGCAGAUGCAUGCUACUAUUAUGAGUUCUGUUGAGGGGCAGAUGGCUGGGGUUAUGAUUGAGGCAUUUGAGAAGCGAAUGCGGGAGGUUGAGGGUAAAGGGCAGUGA